AUGGCGCGAAAGGUUGUUCCUCGGCCCUACGAGGCGGUCUCAUCAUAUCCCACUUUUGAAGAUGACCAAGAGGACUCCAUCUACACAGAUCCUCAUCGAGACACUGUCAGAGCAGCGGCGACUCCUCAUAAAUCACAGCAGUCAUAUCCUCCAAGUGGUCAAUCUUCUUCUCCUAACUCAGGAUCUUUCUCUGAUAAAGAAAACGCUCCAGAACCUCCGCGACAACGUGGUAGCAAUACCUCACCUCUUGUUAAGAAAGAGAGGGGAUUGAUUGCUAAAUCAGCCCGUUCGGCUCCUUACGAAAUCCCACCCGAUCCAAUGCCUCCGAGGAAGUCGAAAACGCCGGCUUCUUCUUCGCGGCCAUUGACCGAAAGGUCAAACCUAACAGGUGUUAGUAAAAGAGCAGGAUCAAAGUCGUCGCUGCGAGUAACAUCAGCUGCUUCGUCUAUAACAUCGUCCAGAUCACCUUCCGUUGUUCCCGAAUCACCAGUCGCUGAAAAUGGUCAUGAAGAGGAUGAAAGAGAUGAUGAAGAGGAAACAAACGACGAGGAAGAGGAAGAUGAGGGAGCGCCUGAGUCUACACAGCAGUCCAGGGUCUCCGAAACUCCAGCACCUUCCAGGACGUCUAGACGGACUCCAGCUCCGACCCAGAUUCCAACCGCAUCGCAAUUUCCGAGCUCCCAGAGACCUGGUUCUCAGUUUUAUGACCCAAAUCAGUCUAUGGCCGAACGACGUAUGGUUAAAGGAGCCUAUAAUACGAUCCAGCAGGACUUAGCUGAUAAUAAGAAUGCGCUUAUACAACCAGGCAAUGUGGGCCUUCUCGAGUAUAUCGAAAAAACCAACGAGCUUUUCAAUAGCGUCAAGCAAACAUCGGACGCAAUGGUCGAUGGCAAGGUCCAAGUCGAAAUAGGAAGAAUUGCUGCUGAAAAGGCCAAGAGAGUAGGAAACAGUAGUACAAACACUGGCCUUGACGUUGAUGAGUUCAUUGCGAAAUGCAUCCAAUUCAUGUCAAAAUCGAAGCCAGGCGAUGCAUCCGAUGGACACGAUUGGGCAUAUCUCGGCCGUGAAGUCGCAACACCCGCGAUGAGAACAGCAAAGACCUCGGACUUCAUGUACGGACCUAUGGGCGUUCAGAAACGCCAGAGAGUGAUAAAAGAACGCAAAAAGGCAGUCCGUCGCCGCCCUGAGGAGUUCAUACGCCCUAUCGAUCUGGACGAGAAGCAAAUAGCUCAAAAUGAAAAUAGUACUACGAAAAAUGUCGUUGCGAUUAAAACAAGUCUUAAGGAGUACUUCGACCGAACCGGCGAGGAUGUUAUUAACUACUUUGAGUUCGUGAUCAACCCAGAGAGUUAUAGCCAGACCAUAGAGAAUAUGUUCUAUUUGGCUUUCUUGGUCAAGGAUGGGAGGGUGGCAAUCUUAGAGAGUGAGGAUGGCUUGUUGUAUCUGGCUGAUGCAGACCCACCAACUCCAGAAGAAAUUGAAAAAGAAAAUAUCUCCAGAAAACAGAUUGUGAUGCCAAUGGAAAAGCACAUCUGGAGAGAACUUAUCGAAGUUUUUGAUAUCCGAAAGAGCAUUAUCCCAACAAGACCAAGAGAGGUUGAGGCUAUUAAUGUUAGUGGGUGGUACUCAUAG
Orbilia oligospora ATCC 24927 is the source of this 1632-nucleotide messenger RNA. RefSeq lists its product as uncharacterized. Lineage: Eukaryota; Fungi; Ascomycota; Orbiliomycetes; Orbiliales; Orbiliaceae. Bases 1 to 1632 code for a protein of 543 amino acids. The record is from RefSeq and is a predicted model, not a curated record. The transcript has 2 exons. Gene Ontology annotation, cellular component: nucleus; Smc5-Smc6 complex. Gene Ontology annotation, biological process: DNA repair.